UGUUACCUUUUCCUUAAAAUAAUUGAAUUUUGUCCUUGUUUUUCAAAAGUAAUUUUCUUCCCUUCCCACUGUUUCCUGACAUUUUGCCUCGUAUUCCCUCAUAGGGAAAAGUGUCCUAGGUUUCUUUUGAUGGUUGGUUGGUUCUUCUCAGAUGUAUACGACUAUAGUGUUAAGCCAUGAUCUUUUGACUAAAUAUUCAGGAAAAAACUGCGUACGUGAAAAAGACAUUUCAAUAUGAACUAGGAAUUACUGAUGGGAUGUCACAUAAUUCUUGCUGGCGUCACUCAAAUCUUCAAGAGGCGACAACUGCAGACAAUAAUAAGACUUAACAUAACUGAUCUACUUGAACCCAAACUAUCGAUAGACGGCUACAGGAAGAGUUAAUCAGUUCUUCGUUCGCAGCUUACUGGCGUAAAUUGUUGAGUUUGUAACUUGGUUUCCUUUUUUUUUCUGCCCGUCAUUGUUAAUGUCUUCUUUUUCUGCGCUGAAAAAUACACAAACAUGUAAAGCGCCCUUAAUAUAGCCUGCAAGCAAGCUCUCCAAGGGGUGGGCUCGCUCGCAGGGCUCCUUAUUAUCAAUGUUUGUCGGGGCUGGGGAAGGGAUCAGGUCUCUCUUUCGUUUCUAACUUGUAAACACGGAACGCGACGAGAUGUGUUGCUUUCUUCCUGACCUCAGUUCUGUCCUGUUUGAAAAUUAUCCAUUUAUUAGUCAAACAUGCAAGAUGACGUUGUGGAUUUGACCAGAGAUUCUGUGGCUAAGGUAUUUUAGUCCUACAAGCCGACGUAGACUGAAACCAAGUUUACAUAUUCAAGAUGGCGGAUCCUCUCGUCUCCUUGACAGCUGAAAAAUUGGUUGAUCUCUCCAACGACAGGGAAUAUCUUAGCGAAUGGCCUCCAGCAAAUGAUAUUAGAGAAGAAUCUGAACAAUUAAUUCAGGUAAAAAGACAGAGAUUGGAUCGUGCAGAGGACAGAAGACAACCCAGUGUGCAAGAUAAUUAUGAGGGAGAAAGAGUUUUAUGGGCUCGGCCCGCUCUGGCAAAGUGGUGGAGAGAAAGACAAAAGGAGCCUGGAUUAAAAGAUUUUACAAGCAUUCCAAAAUUGGUUAACCCUAAUACAGUUCUGAAAUAUGUUGCUGGCCUCCCCACAGGCAUAGCGUACUUAAAGGAGCAAAUCAACCUGCUGAAAAAGGAGAUAAUAUUACAUCCUGCAAGUGCUACACAUCAUGCUGCACUAGCAUCCUACUAUGACUUGCUUAAAGACACUUGUUCAGCUCUGAGUAGUCUUGAAGUUGCCACAAAGCUUGAUCCACUGGAUAAGAAUAUAGCAUGGCUGUAUUUGAAAGUACAACGAAGUAAAGAGCUGGAGGAUAAAAAAAGAAGUCUUCAGGAACAUUUUUUACCACAUCCUUCUACUGAUCAUAAGAUGCCUGAGCCAGUAGAGGUAGAGAGGCGUCACUGCAAUACUCUGGGAGCAAAACAGUUUUUGUUUGAGUAUUGUAUGACUGGUACCCCUGUUAUUAUCACAGGACUGGUGGUUACCAUGACUACUGCCCCUUGGGACUUUAAGCAUAUAAAAGAGGCAAUUGGUAACAAGACAGCAACACUCAAAAGAAUGGUGAAAGAAUCCACAGAAUGGGCAAAGCUUGAACCAGCUGGUAACAUGAAAGUAUCUGAGUUUAUCGACUCCCUGCAAACAUUAAAGGAACCACUUUACUUGUUUGAUUGGAGCAUACCAACACACGCUCCUGACUUAGCAGAAGAACUAAAGAUUCCCAAGUAUUUUGCAGGAGAUUUCUUGCAGAGAACUGCCCCAGGAUCAUUAUACCGGGAUAGUUGGCCAAGUCUUUUUAUUGCACCUAAAGGAUUGCACAGUGACCUUCAUGUUGACGCAUUUGGUUCAAAUUUCUGGAUGGCACUAUUCCAGGGCAGAAAAAGAUGGACAUUCUUCCAGAGAGAAGACAUUCCAUUACUUUAUCCACACUACCAGGAUUCACUUGACCUUGCAUUUGACGUAGACCUGAGUUGUCCUGAUCUUGAUAAAUUUCCCCUGUUGAUGUCAGCAGUGCCUCGUCAAUGCAUUUUAGAACCUGGUGAGCUGUUGUUUGUUCCUUAUGGCUGCCCACACAGAGUGGAAAACUUGGAAGAUUCUUUAGCAGUUUCAUCAAAUUUUGUUGACUUGUCAAACCUUCAUGUUGUUCUUGAGGAACUGAGAGGAAAUGCAUUGAUAGAUCCCAGAUCGCAAGAUUUGUUAAUACAAAUGACAAGGGAUAAUUUUCCAGUGAAAAUGUUUAGUCAACAGAGUGACCUUUCCUGGAAAGAUUUCAAGACAUGGCCUCGAGUUAAUUAUAAAGACUUUGAUAUUGAUAUGAAUGAUUUGCAAAAUUACACUGAUAAAUAACCAGCAUGUACUGGUAAUUAUUAAAAUACAUGCUUUCAGCCAAAUCAUCUGUUAAGUGCUUGACUUCAUUUUAUGAAUACUGUGGUUUCAUUUAUUGAAAAAAAUCACAUCAGCCAGAAAAUUUGUCAAGUUGACAAAUAUUAAUUUAUUUUUAAUGAUAUAUAUUAAUGGGUUCCAUUAAAAAAUGUUAAUAAAUCCACUCUCACAUUAAAAGGUGUCAUACCACAGAUUACAAGAUA
Messenger RNA from Pocillopora damicornis (cauliflower coral), 2635 nucleotides. RefSeq lists its product as uncharacterized. Gene Ontology annotation, molecular function: P-TEFb complex binding; histone H4R3 demethylase activity. Gene Ontology annotation, cellular component: nucleus; cytoplasm. NCBI's taxonomy places the organism in Eukaryota, Metazoa, Cnidaria, Anthozoa, Scleractinia, Pocilloporidae. The record is from RefSeq and is a predicted model, not a curated record.